Molecule: messenger RNA, 615 nt
Organism: Rhinolophus ferrumequinum (greater horseshoe bat)
Lineage: Eukaryota; Metazoa; Chordata; Mammalia; Chiroptera; Rhinolophidae
Gene: GJE1
Product: gap junction protein epsilon 1
Biological process (GO): cell communication
Cellular component (GO): connexin complex
Source: RefSeq, a predicted model, not a curated record
AUGUCUCUAAAUUACAUCAAAAACUUCUAUGAAAGAUCAGUGAAGCUGCCAACUGUGAUGGGUCAAUCCCACACCCUUUUCUUUGGAUGUCUCCGAAUGUUCUUUUUUGAAGUGUUGUUUGUAGUCUGUGGGAAUGAGGUUUUGCACUUCAGUUGUGAUCCAGACAGCAGAGAAAUAAACCUCUUCUGUUACAAACAGUUCAGACCAAUCACUCCACAAGUGUUCUGGGCAUUACAACUAGUGAUUGUCCUGGUUCCUGGAGCUAGUUUCAAUCUUUAUGCUGCAUGUAAAAGCAUCAACCAAGAAGAGUGCAUUCUUCAAAAGCCUAUCUACACUGUGAUUUAUAUCCUCUCCAUUUUAUUAAGUAUUAGUCUAGAGGUGAUAGCAUUUUGUCUUCAGAUUCACCUCUUUGGUUUCCAAGUAAACACACUCUACUUGUGUGAUACUGGACCUCUUGGCAAAAAAUUUACUAUUAUAAAGUGCAUGGGGCCAGAAUACCUUGAGAAGACCGUUCUUCUCAUUGCAAUGUAUACAUUUACUGUAAUUACAAUGGUAUUAUGUGUUGCUGAGGUUUUUGAGAUAAUAUUUAGAAGAUUAUGCUUUCUAAUUAAGUAG